UUAUACGUUAAAUACUACACGUGUAUUCAGAUACACAAAAAAAUACUUCAGUACGAAUUAAUGUUAUUAGUAAAUUACAAUAAAAACAUUGCUGAUAAAUUAAAUUUAAUAACAAAGUUAAUCUGCACACUGUGAAACAGUGUUGCCCAACGCACAACGUGUUGGGCAUCACUGCUCGAAACAGCUGAUUGGUAUAGAAAAAGAAGAAGACAAUUAGUCAUCAAACAAAAUUUUGAAAACGAAAUAAGUUGGAAAACCCGAAAAUUCCCCAUACAUUUUGCACUUUGUACAAAGAAUAAAAAACCAAUCAAUAUGAAUCGCCUUUUUGGUCGUGGCAAGCCCAAGGAGCCGGGUCCAAGUCUAAACGAUUGCAUCGCCGGGGUAGAUGCCCGAGCCACAAACAUCGAAGAGAAGAUCAGUAAACUGGAAGCGGAGCUGCGUAAAUACCGCGAACAAAUGUCCAAGAUGCGAGAAGGUCCUGCCAAGAACUCAGUGAAACAGAAGGCCCUCAGGGUGCUCAAACAAAAGAAGGCCUACGAACAGCAGGCGGAAUCUCUGCGCAACCAGUCGUUCAACAUGGAACAGGCCAACUACGCGGCGCAAUCCUUAAAGGAUACUCAGGCCACCGUGGCCGCCAUGAAGGAUGGAGUCAAGCAGAUGAAGACCGAGUACAAGAAGAUCAACAUCGACCAGAUCGAGGACAUCCAAGACGACAUGGCCGAUAUGUUUGAGCAAGCGGACGAGGUGCAGGAGGCACUGGGCCGCACCUACGGCAUGCCCGAGGUGGAUGACGACGACCUGCAGGCCGAGUUGGAUGCCCUAGGGGAUGAGAUUGCCUUGGACGAUGACACCAGCUAUUUGGAUGACGUGGUCAAGGCCCCGGAGGCGCCGAGUCGAGAGCCGGGAGCUGACAGCAUCGUCCCUGGAAAGAGCACCAUUGAAACGGAUGAGUUCGGCUUGCCCAAGAUUCCGACAUCGCUAAAGACCACAUAGGCAAGCAGCUGACAGCUCUCAUGUUCCAUUCUUUAUCCUUGUUGAAUUUUGGGCACGCUUUGUAUAUUUUUUGUGUAAUGGAGCCAUCAAAGACUCCCCCUCAAGUCUCACUUUUGUACCCAUUUGUUUUUUCAAUAAAUAGCCGGUUAAUAAUCACGCCACACUAAG
Molecule: messenger RNA, 1161 nt
Organism: Drosophila erecta
Lineage: Eukaryota; Metazoa; Arthropoda; Insecta; Diptera; Drosophilidae
Gene: Vps60
Product: charged multivesicular body protein 5
Exons: 5
Coding region: 313-993 (226 amino acids)
Biological process (GO): vesicle budding from membrane; late endosome to vacuole transport via multivesicular body sorting pathway
Cellular component (GO): multivesicular body
Source: RefSeq, a predicted model, not a curated record